Molecule: messenger RNA, 3153 nt
Organism: Helianthus annuus (common sunflower)
Lineage: Eukaryota; Viridiplantae; Streptophyta; Magnoliopsida; Asterales; Asteraceae
Product: receptor-like protein kinase THESEUS 1
Exons: 1
Coding region: 484-3021 (845 amino acids)
Biological process (GO): protein autophosphorylation
Cellular component (GO): plasmodesma; plasma membrane
Molecular function (GO): transmembrane receptor protein tyrosine kinase activity; ATP binding
Source: RefSeq, a predicted model, not a curated record
UCGAACCUUCACUUCACAACCAUGAACUAUGCAAAUUUAGUUGUGGGUUCCACCGUUACACCCUCUUUCUUUCAUUUCUUGUGUACCAGCCUGUAAAGAGCUGUGCAGAUUUUCGCUUCAAAUUUCAAAAAGCUUUAGCUUGCUGUUCAUCAUCUUCUGUCUUCAUUCCAAAUGAGGUAAGAAUUACUAAAUCAACCUAUUUUUCCACAACUUUCCAUUGCUCAGUUCAAAGCCCUAGUCACCACAAUCUUAUCUUGUUUCAGUAUUUCUUCAGACAUUGCUUUUUUUUUUUUUUUUUCAAUCCUAGGGUUUUUGACAUUUUUAUUGGAGUUACCCAUUCCUUGCUUUGCCUCAAACUUUCUUGAUUCAUCACUAGUUUUUGGGGAUUUUAAGGUUGUGAAUGUCCAAGAAAAUGAGUUUCUUGAAGUGGGUUGCUUGAAAUCUUUAACCUUUAACUUCAAGAAAUUUGGGGAUUUGUAGGUUAUGAUGUCCAAGAAUAUGUGUUUCUUAAAGUGGGUAUCUUUAGUUCUUGCAUUUACUAUCUGUAUCUAUAUCCAUCCAUCAUCAUCUCAUUCAUUCAGUCCUAUUGAUAGCUACUUAAUUGCUUGUGGUUCUACCCAAAAUGUCACAUAUCUUGGUCAAACCUAUGUUCCGGAUUCCUCCCAAUCAUCAAUGGUUUCUUUAACCAACCAAGAAACUUCAAAUGUAGUCGAUUCCAAUUCCACUGUCCCGUUACCUGUUCACCGAUCGGCCCGAGUGUUCACCACAACCACCUCGUACAAGUUCAAAAUCAAGAAACAGGGCCGCCAUUGGAUCCGCCUCUACUUUUACCCCAUCCCAGGCCACAACCUUACAUCGGCUUCUUCGUUAACUGUAGUAACCGAAAGCUUUGUCCUCUUAAGCAACUACACCUUUAAAUCCUACAAUGGUUCGAACCACCUGUUUAAAGAGUACUCGAUAAAUGUUACUUCGGGUUCGUUGCUUUUGAAUUUUAUCCCUUCAAACAACUCGGUUGCAUUCGUCAACGCGAUUGAAGUUGUAUCUGUACCCGACUAUUUGAUCCCGAAUGAAGCUACAUCUGUAUUCCCGAUUACCACAAUUAACGGGCUUUCGAAUCAAGCAUUCGAAACUAUGUACCGUUUGAAUAUGGGCGGCCCAAAACUAACCCCGCAAAACGAUACAUUGGGAAGAACUUGGGAAAAUGAUAAAAAGUAUCUUCAUGUGAACGGGUCAGCUGCAAGUGUCUCGGUCAUCCCGUCAAUUAUAAAGUAUACCGAAAGUGUCACACCCGAAAUUGCACCGAAUUGGGUGUACGCAACUGCUCAAACAAUGGGAAAUGCUAAUGUUGCUAAUUUGGACUUCAAUAUCACUUGGGUUCUUCCGGUUGAUCCCGAUUUCACUUACUUUGUUCGUGCACAUUUUUGCGAUAUCGUGAGCACGUCUCUAAACACCCUUGUGUUCAAUUUGUUUAUAAAUUCCGAGAAUGCGUAUCCCGAUAUUGAUUUAUCGACAUUAACCGGUAACCUCGAUGUGCCUGUUUACAAAGAUUUUGUCUGCAAUUCAUCCGAUAAUUUAAGCACUUUGACUGUAAGUAUCGGUCCGGAUAGUGUUGCGGAUUAUCAAAACGCGGUUUUGAACGGUCUCGAAAUCUUGAAAAUUAGCAACGAGGCUCGAAGCUUAGACGGGCUUACUUCAGUGGAGAAUUUUAUUUUGUUUCCGUCGAAGAAAACUAUAAAACCCGCUUUGGUUAUCGGAUGUGUUUUAGCCGGUUUGGUUGCGAUAGUCGGUUUACUUUUGUGUUAUUGUUUCUUGGUGCCGAAAAGAUCGAAAACGGGUAAUCAAAAACCGUCAUGGUUACCACUUCCGUUACAUGGAAACUCACUCACUAUGACGAAAGUCUCAACCGUUUCUCAAAAAAGCGGAACCGCAAGCUGCAUCUCGUUAGCGUCGUGUAACCUUGGUAGAACCUUUACAUUUCAAGAAAUCAUGGAAGCAACGAACCGAUUUGAUGAGAAUCUGCUUCUUGGAGUUGGCGGUUUCGGGCGGGUGUAUAAAGGAACAAUGGAAGACGGGACCCACGUAGCGGUGAAACGAGGAAACCCGAGAUCCGAACAAGGGCUUGCGGAGUUCAGGACCGAGAUCGAAAUGCUAUCGAAGCUUCGGCACCGGCAUUUGGUGUCACUUAUCGGGUAUUGUGAUGAACGGUCGGAAAUGAUUCUUGUUUAUGAGUACAUGGCUAACGGACCGUUACGAAGUCAUCUUUACGGGACCGAUCUACCGCCGUUAUCGUGGAAGCAACGGCUCGAGAUCUGUAUCGGUGCAGCUAGAGGUCUACAUUAUCUUCACACGGGUGCAACGCAGAAGACGAUCCACCGCGAUGUCAAAACAACCAACAUAUUACUAGAUGAAAACUUUGUAGCAAAAGUCGCGGACUUCGGGCUCUCGAAAGCGGGCCCGGCUCUCGACCAAACCCACGUCAGCACCGCUGUGAAGGGUAGUUUCGGGUAUCUCGAUCCCGAGUAUUUCAGAAGACAACAGUUGACCGAAAAGUCAGACGUGUACUCAUUCGGGGUCGUUUUAAUGGAAGUUGUCUGUUCAAGACCGGCUUUGAACCCGGUUCUUCCAAGAGACCAAGUCAACAUUGCCGAGUGGGCGCUGACGUGGCAAAAGAAGGGCAUGCUGGAUCAGAUCAUGGACGGAAACCUCACCGGAAAAGUGAAUCCGGCGUCGUUAAAGAAGUUCGGUGAGACCGCGGAGAAGUGUUUGGCGGAGUACGGUGUUGACCGUCCUUCGAUGGGAGAUGUGUUAUGGAAUCUGGAGUAUUCGUUGCAACUUGAAGAAACGUCGUUGGCGUUAAUGGAGCCAGAUGACAAUAGCACGAAUCAUAUUCAGGCGAUCGCGUUAACUCCACUCGAGCCGUUUGAGAACAGCACGAGUAUGGUUGAUGUGGCGCAGUCGGGCACGGAUGAAGAGGCCACUAGUGCAGUGUUUUCCCAGCUUGUUAAUCCACGAGGAAGAUGAUCUAAAGUCCAUUUGAAGAUGAUUUAUUAUGUUUUUAUAUGUUAUGUCUCUAGCAUUUAUUUUUGUAAACACUUGUUCAGUGAUCAAUAUAUACUAAAUAUAGGCCAAGAGAAUAUCCUUGCUUGAUGUGCA